Molecule: messenger RNA, 4000 nt
Organism: Bufo gargarizans (Asiatic toad)
Lineage: Eukaryota; Metazoa; Chordata; Amphibia; Anura; Bufonidae
Gene: ZRANB3
Product: zinc finger RANBP2-type containing 3
Exons: 18
Coding region: 96-2957 (953 amino acids)
Biological process (GO): DNA repair; replication fork processing
Cellular component (GO): nuclear replication fork
Molecular function (GO): nucleic acid binding; endonuclease activity; zinc ion binding
Source: RefSeq, a predicted model, not a curated record
CGGCGCGCGAAGUUUGAAUGACGUCAUUUGGCUGACUCCUGACGUAGCCGCUGGUUGGUGGGAGUUCGUCACUGGAGGCCGCUGUCAGUUGAAGAAUGGCGAAGUCAAGAGUAAAACAGAGAGAAUCGGAUCAGGAGGCGGCUGACAGGUUAUCGUGCCUUCCCGAAAAGCUGAGAGACAGGCUGCUCCCAUUUCAGCGAGAAGGAGUCCUGUUUGCCCUGCAGAGGCACGGAAGGUGUAUGAUUGCGGAUGAGAUGGGCCUCGGGAAAACUCUCCAGGCGAUUGCCGUGGCUUUUUGCUACCGCGAAGAAUGGCCGCUGCUCAUUGUUGUUCCCUCCUCCUUGAAGUAUCCAUGGAUUGAAGAAAUGGAGAAGUGGAUCCCGGAGCUGGGACCAGAGGACAUAACAGUCAUUGAGAACAAGACAGAUGUUGGGAGGAUAUCCACUUGCAAAGUGACGGUUUUGGGGUACGGCCUAUUAACCGCCGACGCGAAGACGCUGAUCGACGCCCUGUAUAAGCAGCACUUCAGAGUAGUUCUAGUGGACGAGUCUCACUACAUGAAAUCACGAAACGCUUCUCGGAGCAAACUUCUGCUGCCGAUUGUCCAGAAAGCGACAAGAGCCCUUCUUCUCACCGGGACGCCGGCGCUCGGAAGACCCGAGGAGCUUUAUAUGCAGAUCGAUGGACUGUUCCCUAGACUAUUCGGAACGUGGACGGAAUAUGCCAAGAAAUACUGUAACGCUCAUGUCAGGUAUUUCGGCAAUAGGACUCAGUGGGAUUACAGAGGAGCCUCCAAUUUAGAUGACUUACACCAGCGAUUAAGCAGCAUCAUGAUCAGGCGAUUGAAGAAUGAGGUUCUAACCCAGCUACCGCCCAAAAUCAGACAGCGGAUACCCUUUGAUCUGCCGAAGGACGUGGCCAAGGAAAUGAAUCAAAGUUUUGAAGAAUGGGAAAGACUAAUGAGAUGUCCAGAAUCGGCACCUUCAGAUUCCGGGAGCCCCUUCAUUCAGGUCAUGGGCAUGAUUACCCGCAUGUAUAAGCAGACGGCACUGGCAAAGGCUGGAGCCGUGAAAGAUUACAUUAAAAUGAUGUUAGAAAAUGAGAAGCUGAAGUUCCUGGUGUUCGGGCACCAUCUCUCCAUGCUCCAGGCCUGCACGGAGGCCGCCAUCGAGAGCAAGUUUGAAAAAGACAAGCAGCAUGACAUCCGCUCGUUCUUCUCCCCCAAACCUGACGGAGAAAAAAAACGCAAGAGGGUUGUUGGAGAAGAAGAACUUGUAGAGUUAGAUGGGGAGACAGACGACAAAGACCCAGAAGAAGUGUUUGCCACAGAAGCCAAGGUCUCGUCAGACGUCAGUGAAGUGGUCGAUGUCGAUGCCCUUUAUAAUGAUGAAGACUUUGAACAGCAAGCCAAGCGUUUCCGACCGUCCGGCAGCCAGACCCCGAAAUCUACCCCUAAAAGCGCCAAUUGUGGAAAGAGGAAGUCUUGGAAUGGCAAACCUUCUAACUUGUUUCCUUCACCUAAAGCGCGUGGUCUUUCUGAAAGUGCCUUACUUACCCCCCCAAGACCUCCUCUCUCCGAGAGGCAGUGGAGCUGCGUGGCCUGUACAUACACCAAUAACUCCUUGCUGCCAUAUUGUGAGAUAUGUGAAAGUCCUAGGAGCAGAAAAGGAGGUUCUGAGAAGCAGACCCAAGCAGCAAAUGUCUCCUGCAUUCUAGAGGAAAAAGAAAAUCGAAGUCAGAGUGAUGGGGAUAAUGAGCUUGUCGACUGUGCUCUGCAGGAGGCGCCCCCUGCUCCACAAAGUGACUUACGGGGGGAUCACUUACUAAGCAUUCAAAACAACAACUUAGAAGCCCACCCGGGGGAGGAAUCAGCAGCCACUGAACCAGAGCAUUGUCACAACUCCACUUGUUUCCCCGUGUAUGAUGGAUUAAUGUUCUGUGCCAGCAGGCAUACGGACCGCAUCUAUUUAUAUAGCAAGGAUGAAGAGCCACUGAGCUGUAAUUUCAUUCCUUUGGAUAUUAAACUGGAAAACUGGGAUGAUCUACCUGAAGCCAUGCAGCAGAAACCGAACCGAUCCCUGAUCCUCAGGUUCGUCAGAGAAUGGAACAGUUUGACAGCGAUGAAGCAGAGGACGAUCCGUAAGAGCGGCCUGAUCUUCAUCAGCCCCGUCCUGACCGCCGGAGAGCUCUCCAAGCAGCACUCGGCGCACAGCAGCACCAAGAGGUACCUGACCAAAGAAGAUGUCGCUGCCGCCUCAUUAAGCAAAGUUCAGAGCAGCGGGGGAAGCGUGAGGCUUGUCAGCAGGGAGCGCCCGCCGUCCGUCAAAGAAAAGGUGUCUCCGGGUACAGCUGCGGGACCCCCCACGCGGACCGAAGAUCCAAGGGACGCCGGGUCCCUGCUGGACGCUGAAGGUGAAGGCUACCUGCAAGCGGUGGACAGUGCCGGGAAUCCUCUGUGCGUUUACUGCCAGGAACCUUGCCCGGAGCGGAGCGAGGCGGCGGUGGCCUGGGACAGUCGGUUCUGCAGCCGCAAAUGUCAGGACGACUUCCUGGUCCGCUCCAACCAGAGCUACAUGAGGGCGAGUGUGUUUGAGACGGAGCACGGGGUGUGCCAGCAGUGCUGCCUGAACGCACACGAGCUGUUCCUGAGCGUCCGGGACGCCCCCUUGAGCCAGAGGAAGGGACUGCUGGAAAGCACGUGGAUGGCGCAGCUUCCGCUAGACCAGUUAAACGAGCUGAUCCGGAAUCCCACAGAGGGUCAGUUUUGGCAGGUGGACCACAUCAGACCCGUGUACGGCGGGGGAGGACAGUGCGCCCUGGACAACCUGCAGACACUGUGCACCGUGUGCCAUCGAGAGAGAACAGCUCGUCAAGCGAAAGAGAGGAGUCGAUCCAAGAAGCUUUCCGUGGCCUCCAAAUAUGGAUCCGAUAUCACCAAAUUCUUUACCAAAGCCUAACGUUAUAACUGAUGUGUUGUAUCGGUCAUUUUAUGUGUUUUCCAAGCUCUAAAUUAUGGAGUAAAUAAAAAAGGUUUCUUUUGUUAAAUAGACAACGGCCUAAUCUGAGGUUCUAAUGACAAAAUCUGUCAAAAAUAGUGAGCGUUUGCGUCCAUACCCUGACUGAGCAGCUCUCUCUCCCCCUUUCCCAGCAUGAUCUCAAGUGGCAUUUAAUUAAGGAAACUCCCUCAGUAUUGUAUGUGAUCAGUUUGAUGUUUAAAACCCUUUUAAAUGAGACCGAAGCAGUGACUGAAGAUCACUACUUCUAAUGGCGGCAGUCAUUGUGCAGGGGGUCCUUCUGUAACGGUCUUUUACAUUUUCCUUCUUCAGGAGGGAUCCUUGGCUUUUCUUACUUACUAAUUAAUUAUUAAUAUGUCUAUCAUGAUGUGAACGGGAGUCCUAGCCCCGUCCUGCUAAACCUCACUAGCUACUCGGUGUAUAGAGGGACGUAGUUGGGUGAGUACAGUUAAAUUAAUUGUCACAACAGGAAAUGGAUUAGUCUCCUCGCCAGUGCCUGCCCAGAUCCGUAAACAGCAGGGCGAUCACUGACUAGGUUAGGUUCACAGACGUCAGCAUUGUCCCCUGUUUAUCUCCAGAAACACCCCGGUAUUUGUGACUGAUAUUAGAUAUUAGCUGAUGACAGUCAAACGGCUCCUUUAAAAAAAAAAAAAAAAAUCAUCCAAAAAAAAAAAAAAGCGUAACCCGCUACCUCUAAGAAACGAUUGUUGUCACAAAUAACGACGGAGGAGGAAUCGUCAGCAGUAAAAUGUUCAGUUAAUAAAAGGCUCUGUAUAAUUAAUGAACAAAAAUACGAAUGAGGAAACGAGCCGAUAAUAAUAGAAACGCCUCACGAGAAGAUUCCUCAUCACAGACACAGAACAUUGCAUCUACCGCCGUUAUAUCUGCCCUGACGCUCAGAGGUGGAGAAUUGCACCAAUUAGCGCAACCAAAAAUAAAAUCAUAAUCAAGACGCAGACCACAUGUGUUAUUGGGAAAGUAUGUGA